This is a messenger RNA of Panicum hallii, 366 nucleotides long. RefSeq names its product arabinogalactan protein 1-like. The transcript is spliced from 2 exons. Bases 1 to 366 code for a protein of 121 amino acids. The record is from RefSeq and is a predicted model, not a curated record. Lineage: Eukaryota; Viridiplantae; Streptophyta; Magnoliopsida; Poales; Poaceae.
AUGGCUCGCUUCGCCGUGGUCGCCGCCAUCGUCGCCCUCCUCGCCGUCACCGCGGCCGCGCAGGCCCCGGCCGCGACGCCCACCCCGGCGCCCAGGAUGGCCCCGCUGCCGCCUCCCCCGGCGCGGUCCCCGGCCACCGCCCCGGCCCCGGCCGCGAAGCCGCCCACCGCCUCGGCGCCGUCCCCGCUGGCCUCUCCCCCGGCCCCGCCCGCCGAGGGCCCCGCCGCGACCGCGCCCUCCGCGAUGACCCCGACCACCUCCGUCUCCGCGCCGGCUGGCGCCCCCACCGCCACGCCCACCGGGAACGAUACUGAUGAUGAGAGCAGAGAGAGAGGACAUUUGAGGAGGGGAUUCACCGCGGUGUAG